CCCAGGAAGAGAGAAAAAAUGGUUGCUGAUGUUGAGGAAUGAUGAAAAAUCAGUCUCGAGGUCAAGAUUAAAACUCAUUGGAAUGGACUCACGUUUUCUUACGUUAAUGCUUUCCUGUGGUGCAUUGCUAGCAUUGCCAAUGAAAGCAGAUACACAGACAUGAUUUGGAACGCAGAAAACAGUUUACUUCAAGUUCAAUGAUAUGACCAUCUACAUGGCUUACAUCCAAAACAAACAUUACACUAUGGAACACUACAUUUUGUCACUCCCAUUUUGCUGUGGGAAAAUGUACUGACUCCAAAUGUCUAACACAGUGACAGUCAUUAGUUGAGAACCAGAUCAAAUCCAUUUUCACAAUACCAAAGUGUGGUUCAGUUAGUCCUCCAUCAAAAUGUUUUCUGCACUGAAGAAGUUGGUUGGCUCCGAGCCUGUGCCACCUAAAGACAAGAACAUCCCUGCAGGUCUUCAGUCAAUGAACCAAAGCUUACAAAGGCGCUUUGCAAAGGGUGUUCAAUACAACAUGAAAAUUGUUAUUCGUGGAGACCGAAACACAGGGAAGAGCACCUUGUGGCAACGACUUCAGGGACAGAAGUUUGUAGAGGAGUACAUUCCUACUCAGGAGAUCCAGGUCACUAGCAUCCACUGGAGUUACAAAACAACUGAUGAUGUGGUCAAGGUGGAAGUGUGGGAUGUGGUGGAUAAAGGCCAAAAAUAUCCUCUUCCUGAAGGUGUAGGAAAAGGAAAAAAGAAAGGUGAUAACCUGAAAUUAGAGAACGAACCUCAAGAGCAAUCGGACAAAGAAGUGGCUUUGGACGCAGAAUUUCUGGAUGUUUACAAGAACUGCAAUGGUGUGAUCAUGAUGUUUGACAUCACCAAACAAUGGACGUACAACUACAUUUUACGAGAGCUACCGAAGGUGCCUCACCACGUGCCGGUGUGCGUCCUCGGCAACCACCGUGACAUGGGUGAACACCGCAUCGUUCUGCCGGACGACAUCCGCAAUUUCAUUGCGGACCUCAACAGGCCACUAGGCUCAUCUUACAUCCACUACGCUGAAUCCUCCAUGAAGAAUGGAUUUGGCCUCAAAUACCUACACAGAUUUUUCAACAUUCCUUUCUUACAACUACAGAGGGAGACUUUGCUGCGGCAGCUCGAGACCAAUCAGCUGGACAUUGACGCUACGCUGGAGGAGCUGUGCGUGCAGCAGGAGACCGAGGACCAGAACUACGAGAUCUUCCUGGAGGUGAUGGACUCUCGUGGUAAAGGGUACAGCUCCCCCGGCCGUGCCAAUGGACAGAGCCCGUCCUCAGGGUCCCAGUCCCCCGUCCCCCCGCCCAGCAGGGACUCCACGGACAGCUCCAGCCCCGGCACUCCGCAGCCCCCCAUCCCGGCCCAGGCGCAGCAGUCUCCGCCGACCUCCUCUCCGACCUCCUCGCCGCCCGAGCCCUCCAGCGCAGCGGCGUCGCCACCUCCUCCGGCCGACCUCCAGUCUCCCGAGCGCCCAGCGCCCGCCCCUUCCCCUUCCUCCUCCUCCUCCUCCGCACCAGCACCUGACGCGCCUGUGGCCGCGCCUCCCCAGAAGCGUGGCAUCAUAUCCCGGCUGUUUGGGUCGUCCCCCGCCCCGGAACCCCCUGCUGCCAAGCCAGAGCCUCCUGCUCCAGUGUGUCCAGAGAAGGUCCAGAAUGUGGAUGACUUUGUGCCAGACGAGGGGCUGGACCGGAGCUUCCUGGAGGAGAGCAUUCCACCCAAAGCCAGCGUGGCUCCCACACCCGUGGCUCCAGUGGACAGUGACAGUGAUGGAGAAGGAGGAAACCCAAUGGUGGCGGAGUUUCAGGAUGACCUCGACCUUGAUGACAAGGAGGCUUCACUCCCACCCCCAAUCGUUUCAAUCCCUAGCAAAGACCUCACAUUAUCUAGUGACGAGGACGAAUCGCAACCCAAAGUCACCGUGGCUCUGGAUGAGGACCUGGAACCAGAGCUCCAAAAUCCCCUAGAGGACUUGAGUUCGCUGAGUCUGCAGGGAGCUGAGAGCCAGAGCACAGCUCCGGAGGCGAUGCCUGCCCUCGCCGCCCUCACCACCCACGCUGAGCAGAUCAAGAUGGAUACUCAAGCCCCCGAGCCGGCCAUCCUCGUGCCAUCCUCUGCAGCAGCGCCGGCGCAGCCAGCCAAUCAGAGCAAGCGGAGGGUGGAGAAAGCGGCCUGCGCUCUGGGCGAGUCCUCGGACUCGGACGGGGACGCUCCUGUGGCCAAACAGAUGCUGUCCUACGUCAUGGAUGAUCCGGACUUUGAAAGCGAGGAGUCUGACACGCAGAAAGUAGUGAAGGAGUCAUUUCCUGUCAGGAAUGACCUCUCUGACCUUUCCGAUGAUGAUUUAAUUCCCUCUAAAAUGCUCGAGCCCAUGAAACCCACUCCGCUGUCUUUCAAAACCAAGAACGAGAAUGACCUCUUUGGUUUAGGAUUCGAGGAAAAAGUGACCAAAACCAAAGACAGCAGUGAUGAGCAAGAUGUGAAAGAAAAAAAGCAUUCCACCAAAGAGAAGAAGAAAAAGAAGAAGAAAAGCAAAGAGGAGGAGGAGAAAUCCAGCAAGAAGAAGCAGAAGCACAAGAAGAAAGAGAAAGACGAGGCCGGAACGGGAGACGAGAAGGACAAGAAGAAGAAAAAGUCUCGGCCCAAGAAAACUGGCGACUUGGACGACCUGGAGUCCUUCUUGGCAGGAGGCGAGGAGUCCGCGAAGAGAGAUGAGGGCGACUAUGAGGAGCUAUAGAAGCCCAUCCACUACGGUGAGAUGAUUAGGAGAUUGCACCACGUUUGGGACAUCCAAUCCACGUCGGAGAGGGAGGGGGGGGGACUCACAAACGGGUGACUGCUUCCCCCCUCCACCUUCAGAUCCGUGGCAGAGCACUGGUCUGUCUUGUAUAGUGGCUCUACCAAUGCCACUGAGCCACACGAAAGUGCAGAGGAGACUCCCAGCUCCCUACUCGGGUACAGAUUGCAAUAAGUACAGAUGCUACUGAAAGAUACUAUGUUUUAUCCUUGCUAACUAGCUUUUUUUAUAUACCAGAAACCGGAAUCGCUGAGUUUUCUAUGCUGGUACUCUUCCCACUUUAAGACACACCACUCCAACUCUAAGUUUGGUCUUGCUGUUGUAGGCUGCGCUGUAAUGCAUGCCUUUUUAAGUUGCUAAUGGAUAGCCUUCAUCAUUGUGUAUUUUUUUGUUUAGCUGUUAGUGUAGAUAUGCAUUUUGUAAGAAUGUAAGAGUUGUCCAAUUUUUUCCUGGCUAUGUGUAUAUUUGUUGUGAAGCGAUGAUAUGACUCCAUAUUGAUUUUCCCCCCUCUGACAUUAGAUGGUAAACUGUAGUAUGCAGCCUGUUUGAAUAAUGCCUUAAAGAAAAUCACAGCAAAAAAUGCAUGUUCAGGCUUUCUCCAUUUUGAAGUGGUCUUAUUGUAAUAUAUAUUAUCAUGUAAAGUUAAUGAAUUGUAAUUGUGUUAUAGCAGUAUUUCUCACGACACCUUGUGGUCUUAAGUCAGUCUGUUGAACAGCUUCAUGAAAUUUGGCGGCUUACAUUUUUCAGUGAAAACUGAUCCGAUUUGUUAAAUGCUAUUGUACUUACUGGCCAAUGGAAAUUAUGGGUAUAGUACAAUAAUUAGGCUACUGAAUUUACAUGCAGACUUUUAAAUUAUAAUUAGUGCAAAGACAAUAAAGCAAGAAUACAGUACAUUUGAAAA
Sardina pilchardus (European sardine) is the source of this 3725-nucleotide messenger RNA. It is a transcript of the gene rabl6b, whose product is annotated as RAB, member RAS oncogene family-like 6b. Bases 392 to 2764 code for a protein of 790 amino acids. Gene Ontology annotation, molecular function: GTP binding. The transcript has 17 exons. Lineage: Eukaryota; Metazoa; Chordata; Actinopteri; Clupeiformes; Clupeidae. The record is from RefSeq and is a predicted model, not a curated record. Gene Ontology annotation, cellular component: cytosol; nucleus.